This is a messenger RNA of Lithohypha guttulata, 1002 nucleotides long. RefSeq lists its product as uncharacterized. The transcript is spliced from 2 exons. Gene Ontology annotation, molecular function: magnesium ion transmembrane transporter activity. The record is from RefSeq and is a predicted model, not a curated record. Gene Ontology annotation, biological process: magnesium ion export from mitochondrion. Bases 1 to 1002 code for a protein of 333 amino acids. NCBI's taxonomy places the organism in Eukaryota, Fungi, Ascomycota, Eurotiomycetes, Chaetothyriales, Trichomeriaceae.
AUGCUUGCUGGCGGCAUUGGUGGCACAAGCGGCGACAUUCUUAUGCACUCCCUGGAUACUGUUAAGACCAGACAACAAGGCGACCCUCACUGGCCACCAAAAUACCGCAGUCUGGGCGAUGCAUAUCUCAAGAUUUUCCGGCAGGAGGGCGUUAGGAGAGGACUGUAUGGAGGCUUUACGGCGGCCAUGUUGGGAUCAUUUCCAGGCACUGUCGUUUUCUUCGGAUGCUACGAGUCCUGCAAAAGAGCUAUGCUCGACCGUGGUAUUAGUCCGUCGUUCACGUAUUUGGCAUCUGGCUUUCUUGCCGACUUCGUAGCCUCCGUCAUCUACGUUCCUUCUGAAGUCCUCAAGACACGCCUCCAACUCCAGGGAAGGUACAAGAACCCAUAUUUCAUUUCUGGUUAUAACUAUAGAUCCACCUGGGACGCGGCGAGGACGAUAGCACGAGUGGAAGGAGUGCCAGCCUUAUAUUCUGGUUACAAAGCUACCAUUAUCCGAGAUUUGCCCUUCUCUGCCUUUCAAUUCGCGUUGUACGAGCAGUUUAGAAGAGUUGCGGUGCAGUCUACUGGUUCGCAUGACCUGGGGUUUGGCUGGGAGGUCACUACUGCAGUUUCUGCAGGUGGUAUUGCAGGAGCAGUCACCUGUCCUCUGGACGUGGUAAAGACAAGAAUUCAGACGCAGAUAACGCCGGACAGCCACGAGCAGUCGAGUCAGCCCGCAAAGCUCGAAAAGGUUGUCAGCGUGGUAAAAGAACAAAAACGCCAUAUACAUUCCGGACCCCGGACUGUACCAACAACUGUACCAACACUCGAUACAUCCUCAAUAUUGACAGGGCUCAAGAUGAUUUACAAAACGGAAGGGGUUGGUGGUUGGUUUCGAGGUGUUGGACCUCGAACCGUCUGGACGAGUGUACAAAGUGGGACGAUGCUUGUCAUGUACCAAUAUUUGUUGAAGCAGUUUGAGCGGAUGUCUGAAAAGAAAGAAUCUCCCAGCGUUAUAUGA